AUGGCCGCCAAAGUCUACGUCGGAAACCUUUCGUGGAACACCACUGAUGACAGCCUCGCCCACGCCUUCUCGGCUUACGGCCAGCUGACCGACUACAUUGUCAUGAAGGACCGCGAGACUGGACGCUCGCGCGGCUUCGGCUUCGUCACCUACGCUUCGCAGCAGGAGGCUGACGCUGCCAUCGCUGCCCUCAACGAGCAGGAGCUCGACGGCCGUCGCAUCCGCGUCAACAUGGCCAACUCGCGACCCGCUGGCGGCAUGGGCGGCGGCGGAUACGGCGGUGUCACCGGCGCCUACGGCGGUGGCGCUGGCGGCUACGGUGGCGGCUACGGCGGCCAGCCCGGUGGCUUCGGCCAGGCCGGCGGCUUCGGCCAGCAGGGCGGCUACCAGGGUGGCUACCAGCAGGCCCCCUACGGCGGUGCUCCCCAGCAGGGCGGCUUCGGCGGCCAGCAGGGAUACGGCGGCCAGCAGGGCUACGGCCAGCAGGGCGGCUACAACGCCAGCUACGGUGCUGCCCAGCAGGGCUUCCAGCAGCCCGCGCAGAACGGCGGCGGAUACCAGGCUCAGGGCUACGGUGGCCAGGGCUACUAG
Pseudozyma flocculosa PF-1 is the source of this 591-nucleotide messenger RNA. RefSeq lists its product as uncharacterized. The transcript is spliced from 3 exons. Gene Ontology annotation, molecular function: RNA binding. NCBI's taxonomy places the organism in Eukaryota, Fungi, Basidiomycota, Ustilaginomycetes, Ustilaginales, Ustilaginaceae. The coding region runs from base 1 to 591 and encodes 196 amino acids. The record is from RefSeq and is a predicted model, not a curated record.